Molecule: messenger RNA, 432 nt
Organism: Fusarium proliferatum ET1
Lineage: Eukaryota; Fungi; Ascomycota; Sordariomycetes; Hypocreales; Nectriaceae
Exons: 1
Coding region: 1-432 (143 amino acids)
Source: RefSeq, a predicted model, not a curated record
AUGAGAGCGAUCCAAGAGUCAUUCUCACAUGUGCGGUUGUUCGUGUCCGAGUUGGAGAAGACUCUGCCGAAGGAGAAUGCUGGCAAUGGGGAGGGAGAUUUGGACCAUGUCAUUCGACUGGUGUUUCGAGCCGAGGGACUUUUCGGGUCGGGAGUAGAAGGAAUGGACUACGAGUCAAAAUGGGGACAACAUCGCCAUAGGCUUUCCCAACUGUUUGGAGAGCCAAUUGGGAAGGCUAUGGAAACUGUUUUCAGGCUUCGGAGCACCCCUGACGCGUUUGGACUCAUUCUUCCCCAGAUUCAGGUGUUGAGAGAAUCUGCUUUGGUCAAAGACCAAGUCGAGGCCUUCGAGAAGAUCGAGGCACUACUGGGACAGCCACUGACAGACAUGGACGUUGAGACAACUUUGGGGGGCAACGAGGCACAACAAUGA